CUCUCAAAUACAAACUGUUUGAAGGAAGUGGUGAGGGUGAUAGUUUAAUGACAGUGCACAUGCUUUGCAUCCAACAGGUUACAGGUCCAAUCUCUAGGUAUGGUUGGGAAAGACUUUUGUCUGAGAACCUGAAAAUUUGGUACCAGUCGGUGUUAGAUAAUACUGCGCUAGAUGGUCUGGCUCAUUAUAAGGCAGCAGCCUAUAUUCUUAUGAUGGAAUUGGGGAAGCUAACUAGUGCUACUACUUUCAUACAGCAUCAAUGGACUCUCUACUUGGUGAAAAUAAUGUCAACGAUUGGACAAGAUGCUAUGGUGGUGAGCUGAAGGUUUAGUGCAAAGAGUACCUAGCACUUUGUUCAUUUCUCCAUUGCCAUCUUGCUCCAUUUACCAAGCAAUUACAUUCUAGAAAAUGCCUUGAUAUUGGACCAAUCAAGCUGAAUCUCCACUGGACUGAGUGUCUGUUCUUUGAAUAUAAUAAUAGAACAAAGCACCAUCUGAAAAUCCUUUCAUAGUUCCCCAGAAAGCCUACUUUGCCUCCAAUUCACUAGUCAUUUUGAAAAUUUAGGUCAUUAUGUACAUGUUGUCAUUUAGCCUAGAGAGGCUGACAGUCUCCCAUCUGCAAGGGAUCCCACCCCCACCACACCCCAAUUGUCAAUUUGGGAGAAACUCGUGGUAAAUUAGAUUAAUACCUGUUCAGUCCUACAUUUCCUCAUUUUUGUUUUCUUUGAUGGCGGAGGUAUUCUGCACAAAAGCAAGAGCUAUCCCUCCCCCAACCUCCAGACUCUUCAGAUCAGAGAUGAUUUAUAGGCACACAGCUGUCAUCGAUGGAGAGAUGGUGCAUUUUGAAAUUCUUGAUACAGCAGGUCAGGAGGAGGACUCUCUACAAAUUGAAGAGAAGAUAAAGUGGGGAGAUGGCUUUGCUGUGGUUUACUCUGUCACUGACAGGUGCAGCUUCGACGAAGUCAUGAGGCUCUGCUUCCUCAUCAACCACAUCCAUUCCAGCCCAAAGCGGAGCAGCGCGAGUGGAGAGCCGCCCGUCGUGAUUGUCGGGAACAAGAAGGACCUGCAGUUUGACCGCAUGGUGUCCUCUGAGGAUGGGGAGAACCUCUCCAAGGCCCUGAAGCAUCCUUUCUACGAGAUCUCUACCAGGGACAGCUAUGAGGAGACGGUGGUGGUUUUCAACACUUUAUACAAUGAGCUGAUGAAGCAAGGUCAUUUUUCCCCUGGGUCCUUCAAGAGGCGAGCAGUGUCUAAACUAAUGGAAAAGAUCCCGAAGAUUCACGCCAACUCGACUCUGGCCUCGGGUGGCAGGAGCCUGAGCUUCAAUUCCUUCAGGGACUACAUCCCGGAAUGAACUUCUGCACAGGCCAUUGUGAAAUGAUGGGCAGUUUACACAGGGACCAGCUGGAGUUGGCAAGGGAGAGUGUGCAGAGCUGGUGAACUGGCAAGUCCAGAGACCUGUGCAUUGUUAGGAAAGGUGUUCUUUCCCCCUAACUACCUUUAAAGGCAGGGAGGUCACAGGGUGACCCUAGACCAGCUUUGUGGUACAGCAGUACAUAAGACCAACCUGACUUAGUCAGACCAAAGGUUCACCUAGUCCAGUAUCCUGCUGUGAACAGGAGCCACACAGAUGCUUCUGGGAAGCUAACCAGCAGGAUAUGAAGGCAAUAAUCUGCCCCCCUCCCCCCGUUUCCACCUCUGGCAAUUGGUAUACAGAAGUAUACUAUCUCUAUAGCUGGAAGUUCCAUUUAGCCAUUAUGACCAAUAGCCAUUGAUAGACCUAACCCCUGUGAAUUUUAAAGCCUUCUUUGCUGGUUGCCAUCGCCACAUCUUGUGGCAGCAAAUUCCAUAGCUAAGGCUGAUGCGCCACAUUUUCUCCUUGUAGAGAUUAGUCUUCUAAAUCCUGGGUGGAAGGGCAGCUGUGAAUGUUCCUUUGGUCCAUAGUCUGAUUAUUCUUUUUGGGCACCCAAGAAAGCAAGGAAAAGUGAAAGUGGAUGCCUUUGCCAAGGCUGGACUCUUGAUGCGGAGCUCCGCACCAGCGCGGUCUUGUUGAGUCAGUCUUGUUGGAAGGAGGGGUGGUGGGAUCUACAAGUUUUGCAAAAGGCUUUUUAAAAGGCUGAUUAAGAUGUGUUCUCAUCUUCCUGGCUCCUGCUAGUAUGUUAUUGCUCAUUCCUGUCCAUCAGCAUAAUGGUUUAUGCAUCUGACCUUUUUCCAUAAUGGACCAAGGCCAGUGGCCCCACCAGUUUUCUAUACAGUACAGUCAGGAUCAGUAGAAGAACAUGUUGGAAGUGGCUGAAUAAAGGUUUGGUUAGAAGGGAGUUCUGUUUACAUUGAGCAGCAGUGCCAUGUGACUUCAUGGCAGGAAGCACUGAGGUCAGAGAAUAGGGAAGUUCAUGGAAUUGUGGAGCUUCAGGCUGCAAAACAAUGCACACUAUCCUAGAAGUGAGGCCCACUGAGGACUGUAGGACUUACUUUUGAGUAAACGUGCAUAGGAUUGCACUGUUAGUGACCAGAAGCGCAUCAAGUGUGCCAUAAGACAGCUUCUUCCACCACCAAUCUUCCUGUGUAGUUAGUACCAUCAGUAUUCAGAUAACUGACUUUUUAUUGGUGUGUAGAUGUCAUAGCAGGGAGCACUUUCAAGUCUCUCCUCCUUUCUGGCAGAUUUUUUUUCUUGAAGUAGGAACAUAAGAAGCUGCUUUAGGGCAAUGGUCGAACCAGCCAAGUACUAUUUGUCUUAACCAGCAGCCAACUCUCCAGUAUCUCAGCUUUGUCCAUCGUGUUCAUUUCCUGCUCUUUAUUUAACUGGAGAAACCAGGGAUCGAACCUGGAAGCUUCUGCUUGCAGAGCAUAUGUUGUGUCAUUGAGCUAUGGCCCUGACCCAAAUUAGUUAUUUCUUCCUCUUUUAAGGCUGCAUCCAUUGUCAUGCUAAUAUACUUGUAGGCACUUGCUGUUCUGGAAGGAAAGAUGACCAACUUGUUCCACAAAGGCUUCCAUUCUACCGUUCAACACUGGAAAAUAGCAUUCUGUUUGCCUCCUGCUUUCUUCACUGACUUCUGUGUAGGCAACUCAGAGAAGCUCUGUGUGUUGCAAACACAGAUAUUUUAGUUGCAGCUUGAGGGGUUCUCCAUAGAUCUGAAAAUAAUAAACAUAUCUGCCUCCCCUUCAGCAAAACCCCAGGGCCAUCUUUUGCUUAUUUCUGACAACAAAAGGAACUGCCUUCACCCAACAAGUCUGAGAACAUAGCUCCCUCUUGAAUUUGACUCUUAGAUCCAAACUAAGCAUUUUUAAAGUCAGCUUGUGUGGCUUUAUAAUUACAUUCUGUAUUGUAAAAUGAUAUGGUACUCUGCUGUUGACUAAUAGCUGUGUACAAGCAGGAAAUGGAAUCAGAGUAUAUGAGGUGGGCAUGGUGAGAGGAGUACAGCUACAGGGAGAAAUACAAUGAAGCCGGAACUAGAUGAUACUGGAGGUUUCCAAGAUCUGGACGCUGCUAGAAGUUGUGGACUACAACUCCCUAUAGCCAGAGCUUGAAAGUUGUAGUCCAGAACAUCAGAAGGGCACCAAUUGGGCUAUCCCUGCCCUAGGCCUUUUCCGGUGGUUCAAAUCUAUUCCUGUGUUUUAUUUCAAAAGUGGGCAUUGCCACCGUGAAUCUACUUAAAAUGGAACAGAACUCUUUCGUUUUUAUCCAAGGUUACUAAAAUAAACACUUUCUUAGAUUUGGGGCAUUGUCAGCUCAAUAGCUGCCACCUGGGUUAGGAGCUUGACUCUCCCUCUCCCUGCAGUUUCUAAAUCCUAAAUCAACACUGUUCCAUGGGGCACCCGGCAGUGAUCUCAAGAGAAUGAGUAAGUGUGAAAUAAAAAUAUCUUCAAAGCCCCAAUCACAAAUCCAGGCAUAUGUUCAAAACAAAGGCUUAAAAUUCUCUCAGGAUGCUUGACUUUUUAAAGGAGCCAGGACUAAAAAUUUCCUUUCCCUCUUUUAAAUAGCCUAGCAGAACUAUUGUUGGAUUGACUGCUAAAGUGGUUUGCUUUCACAGUCAAAUGCUAUUCUGGUUUGUCUCAUGGGUCGGGGGGGGCAGUUAUACCUAUCUCAAUUGAAAUUUCUAAGAAGCAAAUUCUAAAUUAGAGUCUAUGUCUGUUUCCACAGGUGAAGGCUGUUAGCUGGAAGAUUUUUUAUUUGCUAGCCAUAGUGUAUGUUCAAAAAAGAUUUUAAUUUAAAGGAUGAUUUGCAUGUGUCUUCAGUAAAUUUUCCUGUUGAAGAGGUCCGGAAAGCUAAUCCUCAUGAGAGCAGCUUUAUAUAUCUGCAUUGUUUUAUACAACUGUAUUCCAGCCACUGGAAAGUGCAUAGCAUCCUUUCUGAUACCUUCUGUUAUUAAUGGAUUCUGCUGAACCUGUCAUGGGAACUGUAAAAUGUACUUGCAGUGGUAUAUAGAUUGGAUUUUCUAGGAAAGGGGGUGAUGAUUCACAUAUAUUGUUAUAAAAAUUAAACUUGUCCAGCUCUUUACAGCCACUUACACCACCUUCAUCCAGGUUUCCAACCUCUCACAGCCAGAAAAAUCUCACAUCCCCACCAGUCACUGAAAAUGGCGGCUACUGUAGUUUUCACAAAAUACACAGUAUUUCUCAUGCUGCGACUUGAUUGGCAGUACAUAGUUACUUGCCUAGCUGCCCUUUGUGACAGACAGUAAAAUUACCCCCCCAAAGCAGUUUAUGCGCUUCUUCAUCAAACGGAAACUUUAAUUUGCCAAAAUUAAAUUUCACCCCCUAAAAUGACAUGUCGUACUAGAACAUAAAAAGCCCUUUUCCUUUGAGGAAUCUAUGUAUGUGCUUCCUGUUCUGUUAAGCAACUUUCCACCAGCCAUAGAGGUACUGCAAGGAACUGCUGCUUAUUUUAUAUCCACGCUCAUACACAUAAGAGAACUGAAACAAUCCUGCCUCAAUGAGGGCCUCCUCCCCAAAAGUACAAACCUUGUACAAUUGUUUGCUCCACAGUUUGGGGUUCCUUGGGCAAGAUAUUUAAGGUAGGACACACACACACACACACGCCAUUGCUGCUUCCUGCUCACUUUCCCAUAGGGCUGGAGGUUGGCAAGCAAAGGAACUGGCUGGGUGAAAGAGGAGGAACCGUAUUCAUUGCCACUUUUGGGAGAGGGCAGUUAGUGAGUGGUAAUAGCUGCUGCUGUUCCUUGGCUCAAUGUCACUUGCCCAACUGGGUGGCUGAGUGAGCAAACGGAUAGCAGCGAGGUGCAGCCACAGGGGACUUGGGGGAGUGGACCCUUGUAAGACACUGGGACCCUCAGCAUCUGCCCACGAAUACUGGGCAAUGGAUGGAAAUUUCUCUCAAAAUGUAAAUGCCAUUAUUUUUAAAUACUUCAUAAUGUAUUUUACAUGUAUAUAUUUUUUUUUCUUGUAACUUCCGUUGCAUUUUGUAGACCUGGUGCCAGAAAUCUUAAUGGUUUGCUGAGGGUGAAGAAAAGCUGUCAUCUUCAGCAACUGUUUGUAUAUGGAGUGGUGAUGAUUAUUCUGUGGAUUAAAAAAAAAUAUUCUCA
Molecule: messenger RNA, 5542 nt
Organism: Podarcis raffonei (Aeolian wall lizard)
Lineage: Eukaryota; Metazoa; Chordata; Lepidosauria; Squamata; Lacertidae
Product: ras-related and estrogen-regulated growth inhibitor-like
Exons: 3
Coding region: 727-1353 (208 amino acids)
Molecular function (GO): GTP binding; GTPase activity
Source: RefSeq, a predicted model, not a curated record